Phalacrocorax carbo (great cormorant) is the source of this 2938-nucleotide messenger RNA. Lineage: Eukaryota; Metazoa; Chordata; Aves; Suliformes; Phalacrocoracidae. The record is from RefSeq and is a predicted model, not a curated record.
AUAGGCAGUGGCGGCCCGGCAGGAGGAGCUCGGGGCGUCGCUCCGUUUCCCCCCCACCCCCCUCUCGCUCCGUCUCCGCCGCCCCCGGAGGCAGAGCUCAGAUGAAAUCAAAAGAACGAUAAAAUUUGGAGAAGAAAAAGAAGCUGCAAUUGCUUUCCUGGUCUGCAGUUUGACAGGGCAUUAAGAUGUCCGUGGACAUGAACAGCCAGGGCUCUGACAGCAAUGAAGAGGAUUAUGACCCUAAUUGCGAGGAGGAGGAAGAGGAUGAGGAUCCUGGGGAUAUUGAGGAUUAUUAUGAUGGGGUAGCUAACGACGUGGAGCAGCAGGGAGCAGAUGCCUUUGAUCCAGAGGAAUAUCAGUUCACCUGCCUGACUUACAAGGAGUCGGAGAGCACUCUGAAUGAACACAUGGCCAGCUUGGCUGCCACGUUAAAGGUAUCACAUGCUGUUGCAAAGCUAGUAUUAGUUAGUUUCCACUGGCAAAUCUCAGAGAUUUUGGAAAGGCACAAGUCUAAUGCUGCCCAAUUGCUAGUAGAAGCACGAGUUCAGCCCACCUCAUCCAAACAUGCAAUGGUACAUUCCUCCCAUCACUGUGCAGUGUGCAUGCAGUUUGUCCGGAAGGAGAACUUGCUCUCUCUGGCUUGUCAGCACCAGUUCUGUCGCAGCUGUUGGGAGCAGCAUUGUACAGUGCUUGUCAAGGAUGGUGUUGGAGUCGGGGUCUCCUGCAUGGCUCAGGACUGCCUGCUUCGGACACCAGAAGACUUUGUGUUUCCAUUGCUGCCUAGUGAAGAGCUGAAAGACAAAUACAGGCGCUACCUCUUCAGGGACUAUGUGGAGAGCCAUUAUCAGCUGCAGCUGUGUCCUGGUGCAGACUGUCCUAUGGUCAUACAGGUACAAGAGCCAAAAGCCCGGCGAGUGCAGUGCAAUCGUUGCAGUGAGGUCUUCUGCUUUAAGUGUCGGCAGAUGUACCACGCACCCACAGACUGUGCUACCAUUCGGAAAUGGCUCACCAAGUGUGCAGAUGACUCCGAAACAGCCAACUACAUCAGUGCUCACACUAAAGAUUGUCCCAAGUGCAAUAUCUGUAUUGAAAAGAAUGGAGGCUGCAAUCACAUGCAAUGCUCCAAAUGCAAGCAUGACUUCUGCUGGAUGUGUCUGGGAGACUGGAAGACUCACGGCAGCGAGUACUACGAAUGCAGUCGGUACAAAGAGAAUCCUGAUAUUGUAAACCAGAGUCAGCAAGCACAGGCCAGGGAGGCCCUUAAGAAGUACUUGUUCUAUUUUGAGAGGUGGGAGAAUCACAAUAAAAGCCUACAGCUGGAGGCACAGACAUACCAACGAAUCCAGGAGAAAAUACAGGAAAGAGUUAUGAACAACUUGGGAACAUGGAUUGACUGGCAAUACCUACAAAAUGCUGCAAAACUACUUGCAAAGUGUCGUUAUACCCUGCAGUACACAUACCCGUAUGCCUACUACAUGGAGUCUGGUCCCAGAAAGAAACUGUUUGAGUACCAGCAGGCCCAGCUGGAAGCUGAAAUUGAAAAUCUCUCAUGGAAGGUGGAGCGAGCAGACAGCUAUGACAGAGGGGACUUAGAGAAUCAGAUGCACAUAGCAGAGCAAAGACGGAGGACCCUGCUGAAAGACUUCCAUGAUACAUAGACAGGAGGAAGUGACAAAGUGCAGGGGUGAGAGCAGCGAGUGAAGUGAUGGCAGCUUCACUGGGAUAAGCAGGCACUGCCUCUGGGAGAACACAGCCAAGGACAAAGCCACCCCUCCCCUUGCAAGUCAGACACAUGCAAACACCACAUCUUAGUCCAGUUUGUUCUCUUAUCUUUCUGUUUCUGUUUCUGCCAGGCUAGAGGCCAGAGUUCAGAUUGGCAUAUUUCCUGGGACAUUUCCCUCCUGCCCUUGAUGGUUUCAGAAGGGGAGGGAUUUUUUCUCUGAAUGGCUGUUAAUAGUAUUAGAUCAUUACAAUUUAUGUAAUUUUCAACGGUUGUACAAUUAUACAAAAAAAACUUAGAAUAACACACAACCCUUUUUAAAAAUAAAUUGGCAGUGGAGUGUUUUUCCUUAAUCUGCUUGGAAAUUUAAUGGGCUUUUCCCCAUCUCCCUCUCCCUUCCUCUGACCCAAAAAACCUCCUAGGCACUGAAGGAGGUUACAGAAUAUCUCAGCUAGAUUUUCCGAUGCUCCUUUAGCCAGGGCAUUGUAGCAUUGGCAUUGCAUGAGGAGAGUGGCUGGUGUUAAGAGUGGCUGCUGCUGUGUCUGACCUGACAGUACCAGCAGUGGCCAUGAUUUAGUAUGAUUACAUGUGACAUCUCUUUUAUUGUAAGUCAGUUGUGCAAAAUCCUGCUACACAAACAAAAGCAAACAGAGGAAUUGUAGGGGAGAGACCAGUUUAAUACUGGGGUAUAUGCCUUGAGUCAGGUCAGAUUCUGCAUUUGAUGAAUUUUAGGUCUUCCAUGUAGAUUUUUGCUUUACUUGUUUUUGUGGGGAGGGUGUUGUAUUGCCAAAGUGAGUGAUGAGGGAAUAGUAGCAUACAGUUGUUAAUCAAGGCUUGGGGCUUUUGCAGAGUGAAACAAUCCAUGUUAUAACAGUGCCAUGCAGCCUGGUAAAGAUUAUUUGUGCCUGCUGGGUAACAUGGCUGAGAAAAUUCUAUCCCAUUCAUCAAGGUGAGACUAAACACAGCUACAUUGUGAGGAGGAAAGAUUAUGUACAACACACUCCCUGGCACAUGUUGGCAAUGUGGACGGGCACUUGAAUCAGGGCCUGCACCAAGCCAGGCAGAAAAUUAACUAGCAGAAUUAAUUUAUUUGUAUAUUAGUAUUGAUACUGGUGGGAACUUAUCAGAAAAUUGAUCGUUAGGAGCAUGUGGAGCUUUUCUAUUAACAUUCUUUUUUCUAAUGUAAAAUAUACACCAAAAUAAAAAUAUGAAAACCUA